GAGCUAAAGAGCAGGAGCCGGCCGCGAGAGCUCCCCGCAACUUCUCCGCAUUCCGAGUUUAAGUUUAACACAAGAAACGAGCGUAGUUUUAAGGCUGAAUAUACGCAAUAUAGAUUUGGGGCAAUAUAUAGAAAGUAUAUGCGAGAGACGAGUUCGGAAAUCCGUGCGAGUGAUUCUUCUUCGAUAAAUACCAGCCCUUAAGUAUAGAAGAACAAUCAUGAAGUUCGCAACGACGCUGAUCCUCGCUGCCUUCACCGUCGCUCUAGUCAGCACUGUACCGGUUCCUGAUAAUCAAUCGCUUCGAUCACAGGUACUGGAACGAUUGGUCAUGGUGGAAGGAGACAACGAAGAAGCUCUCAGAAGCAAGAGAACGAUCGGUAUCCUUCGACAAUUGUUCCCUCAGCUAUCGGAGAUAGUCGAACGAAAGGUGAACGCGAUAACGUCCGAGGUGAUAAAGGUCCUCGGUCCGGUGAUUCUUCAGAGUGUGCUGGGCGGUGGUGCCAGAAGAGGUGGUGGUGGAGGAAGGAGUGGAGGGGGAACGAGCGAUGGGACGACGGUAGAGGCGGCGUCGCCGUUUGACGACGAUAAGAAGAGCGAGCAGGUUUCUGGAUCGAGCGGGGGCGAUAAGUUGUCAUCGACGAGUAAAAGUGGCUCGAGAAUUUCGAUAUCAUUGCCGACUUUUCCUCCGGACGAGGAGGACGCUGGGGCUACGGAAUCACCGGCGUCGAGGACGACGAUUAGGUCCUCGACCGAGCGCGCAUCGUCUUCGACCGCGAACCAGGAAGCCGAGGACCGUUUGGCCGAGGAAACAGCUGAAUCCCAAAACAACGAAGUGCGAGUGCAGUUUGCCGACGAGCAGGCGAACGAAGCCGGAGGAUCGGAGCUGGCUCCGCUGGAGGACGUCGAGGUCAGUGACGACGAGAAUCGAAACAAGAGAUUUCUGAACUUCGGUUUCGGAGCCUCCGGAGGCGCUGGUGGAGCCGGGGCCGGAGGAAGUGGGGGCGGCUCGGGGAACUUCCUCUUCGACAUCAUCAGGCAAGCCGCGGACGGGGCGGCUAGAGCGGCAGGUACGGUGUAUCGCGUCGUAGCGGGAACGCAAAGCCUCGGUCUAGGUCUAAGCGCCUCGCGUGACGUUGCUCCCGCGCCAGCACCGGCUGCUCCGGCCCCCAGUGCUCCCGCUGCCAAUGCCGGCGUCGCCCCCGCCCCCGCAGCUGCCCCCGCGCCCGGAGCUGGCACGCAACCACCGCUCGUCGCCGGAAGCGGAAGCUCUCAACAGGGCGACGUCGCUGCUGGAGCACCCUCGCCAGGACGUAACGACGGCACCACCGAAGCUGUUCCUGGACCCGUCACCAGGCUCUUCGUUAUCGCUAAUCGAGGAAUCUCGAAUCUCAUACAAGACCUUAUCCUCCGUUUGGCGGCAACGAGUGAGCGCAUAGUCAACUUCAAGGCAAGACUCAUCACGUCGAUCAUCUAGAAGAGAAAAUGAGAAGAAAAAAAUACACACACACACACACACACACACACACACACACACACACACACACACACACACACACACACACACACAAUAUUCGUCACAAAAGAGAACUUUUUUCUUACCACAUGCAAUAAAAAAUCACGUGUGGCGCGAGAGACAACGCAGAAGUGUUUCGCGACGACGAAAACCAACGGAAACGAAGAGUGUCGAGAAGCUGUGAAAAUUCUCGAAGAAAUUCAACAUUCAGAAGCAAACGAAGAUUACAACGACGAAAGGAGAACGCGACAGUGAGAAGAUUCACGAGAAUACGUGAACAAUGUUACGAUUAUUGCUGCCAGAGCUCAGGGAGGCGAAAAAAAAUGGAAAAGCACAUACUCGAGACUCCAAAAGAUUCAAUAAUCUUACUGGGACCACGAUUUUGUGGAAAAUAUUUUAUGAAAUGAUUGGGAAACUCGAGUACGACGACGGAACGUAUUCCAGAUUAAAGAAAAAAUGAAAAAAAAAAUGAAAAAAAAGAUUUGUAAGGCGAAAUAAUUGUGGGAAUUCGUUGCUCUUUGUACUCGAGAUUCCUGGCGAUUGACAUUAAUAUCGAUAAUCGAAACUAAUCGAUGGAUAAUAUCGAUGCUACGAUAAUCAAUCGAUUUCAUUCGUCGUAUCGUCCAUCGAUAUUUUACAAUUGAUCCGUUUCAUUUCUGUUGAUCAUCGAUUUAUUGAUAAUUUAUGUUGAAAAUCGAUUGGAGCCUCGCUGAGCCUUUUCCUAAUGAAUCUGUUCGAUUCCUUUCUCCUAUUUUCCCCAUUCACUUUUCAAAUUCUUUCUCUACUACCCUGCUACGUAAUUGAAUAGGAUCAUUCCACAAGAUCGAUCUUUCGUUUCACCAAAAUGCUGUGAAAUCUCGUUUUUGAUUUAUUUUUAUUUUUUUGUAAAUAAUCUUAGAUUUAUUGUUUUCUUCACUUUUGCUCUCUCUCUCUCUCUCAUGACAAUUUAUUUUUGUAUGAAAUUAUUUGAGAAAACAGUGCCUGUGAGUCCUGAUCGUUUCUAUUCGAGUACAGUGAGAGAAAUUUUACAUUUUGGCUACAGAGAGACGCUACCCGACGUCGGUGGACUAGAAAUAUUUCAUUUUUACUCAUAAAUUUAGAUGAAAAAUUUCGAAAAUUUAUCGAAAACGUGCAAGAAGAAAAAUGAUUUCUAAGAUCACUGAUCGACGAAUCGAUCAUUGAGGAACCGGAAUUCAAUGUUGUUCAUAAAAUUUUCUCCUGAGCCUAUUCAACGACCGAAUAUGACGAGGCAGUGCCAUACAAAUAUCUGGUACUCCGGAGGAACAAUUUUGUGAAAGAACGAUCAGAAAAGAGUCCAUGAAAAUCCUACUUUAUUUCUCCCUCUUUCUUUGUUCUUACUCUCUCUCUCUCUCUCAGAGAUUUGCAUGUGCAAAUAAUUCCUCGUUAUUUUGUAGUGUAAAUAAAUAUUGUUUCGAUAAUAAGUAAACGAA
Venturia canescens is the source of this 2964-nucleotide messenger RNA. RefSeq names its product brain acid soluble protein 1. The coding region runs from base 218 to 1474 and encodes 418 amino acids. The transcript has 8 exons. NCBI's taxonomy places the organism in Eukaryota, Metazoa, Arthropoda, Insecta, Hymenoptera, Ichneumonidae. The record is from RefSeq and is a predicted model, not a curated record.